This is a messenger RNA of Copidosoma floridanum, 9010 nucleotides long. RefSeq names its product cell polarity complex component crumbs (gene crb). Lineage: Eukaryota; Metazoa; Arthropoda; Insecta; Hymenoptera; Encyrtidae. Gene Ontology annotation, molecular function: zinc ion binding; calcium ion binding. The record is from RefSeq and is a predicted model, not a curated record. Gene Ontology annotation, cellular component: membrane.
CCUGAGAGCUUGCGCUUGUACAUGUGACGUCGCGUUGUUGGCGGUGUGCUGCAGUCGAGGAGGCGGGUGUACGUAUAACGAUAUCACACCCACACUACGCGAUAAACGCCGACGAUCCGGGACCCUGUAGGGACGUACGCGGGUGUUAACCGAUUUUUGAGAUCGGCAAAGUUGACAUCGAAAUAUAACGCCCGAGUGUCUACGUAUCCGUGCGCGAAUCGUGAGCAUAUCGGUACACGCGUUGGGGGAAAUGUGAUUCGAUUGUUACACAUGAGAAAGUACGACUGGAACCAACUGUUUCGGAGCAGGGGGUGGAAUCGAUCUUGCGACAGCCCCUGAAAAUCGGGAGCCUACGUAUAGUACACGCAACGUAGUAAAGUACUCGUGCGUAUACACAGCACCUGCAGUGAACAAAGUUAACAGAGCGGGCCUUAUGGGUUCGGAAUUCCCUGGCCCCUCUAUUGUGCUCUCUUCCUUCUCUUCUUCUUCUUCUUCUUCUUCUUGCCUUGUACCUGCGCUUCAUCACACGCAUGCCUCUUCGAUGAGACAUCUACGUACCGUACGCAUCACAGAUACCCACCUGCACUGUUGGACAACGAUAGAUCGGCAUCUUCAGGUUUCGGAGUCACUGUAACGAUCCAUUCUCAGUGGGAACAAGUAUACACGAAGCAGCAGCGCGAUGUGCUGUCGUCAUCGCUAUCGCCGUUCUCUACCGAUGCUGUGAACCAACGUGAAAAGAAAAGAAUCAUCGACUGGUAUAUAAUUUUUUGUUUGUUUGUUUGUUUGUUUGUGACAUACUGUUGUUACUCCGUGAAAUUUGCGUGCGCGUUGAAAUCAAUCGAUACCCGGUGGCAAAUUGUUUAUCAACGAUAAUAACAGCAACAAGGCGCUGCAAGCCUGGAGGCAACCGGUGGUGGUGCCAUCGCCUAUACUGUGCAUAGUUUGUGCCGAGUGCGAGAAUUUCGGAGCAUUGAAUCGAGCAAAGGAUCACCACACGCCACGGGAGGAUGCGAGCAGCGCUGCUGCACGUCGUCGCAGUGCUGGCGACACUGCUGACGACGAGUAGCCACGGUGCCCCGCAGCAGCAACAACUCGAUCACCUGACGAUAGACGAGCCGGUGGGCUCGGCGCCGCCCUUUGCUAACCAACGCGAGGCCUACUUCGACGGAACGGCGUACCUGCGCCUCAAGUCUUACGUCUCGGUACACCGGCACAGUGGCCUGAGUUUCCGGGGCUGCGAGCCCGGCAAGCUCUUCGAGCAGCGCCUACCCCCCAACGACUCGAUCGGCCUGCUCGUCGAUCACGACGGCCUCGUCUUCUACGCCCGGGUACAGGGCCGCAAACUCGACGCUCGGCUCAACGCCCGGCUCCUCGACAACUACUGGCACAACGUCAACCUCAUCGUGCGCCUCGGCAACCUCACCCUCAACACUGCUGGUCACUCCCAGGUGGUGGCUAACUCCACGUAUAACUCGGAGGUGUUUACGCUGCCGGAUCACAGCAGUAGCGGGUCCAAUGGCACCCUUAUCGUGGGCGAUGGUUUUCGCGGCUGCAUACUCCAGGGCCCGAGUAUACUGUUCAACGAUAGUCUGAGCAACGGCGCCGUCUUCGGCACUUGUCCCCUCGACAACAAACCAUGUUCGCCGUGCAUAAACAACCCGUGCCGCAACGGGGGCAGCUGCGCCGAGGACCAGCACGGGGAUUUCAGUUGCCAGUGCGCGCCGGGUUUCGUGGGCAUGCGGUGCGAGGCGCUGGCCGGCUCCCGCAUCUGCGAGACCAGCAACCCAUGCCGCAACGAGGCCAGCUGCACCGAGUUGGCCGACGGUGACUACCGGUGCGACUGCAGGCCCGGCUGGACGGGCAGGCACUGCGAGCUCGACGUCGACGAGUGCGCCUCCCGACCGUGCAAGAACGACGGCAACUGCACCGACCUCGUCAACGGCUACGUUUGCAAGUGCGACCGCACCGGGUACAGGGGCCCGAGCUGCGAGAUCGACAUAGACGAGUGCGAGAACAACCCGUGCCUGAGCGACGGCAUCUGUUACAACAAUUACGGGGGCUACGUGUGCGUCUGCCCGCGGGGCUUCGAGGGCCUCAAUUGCGAGCUGAACAUAAACGAGUGCCUCGCCGAGCCGUGUAAGAACGGUGGCCGGUGCAUCGACGAGGUCGGCAGUUACCGGUGCAAUUGUACCGGUACCGGCUUCGCCGGCGAUCACUGCGACCAGCCGGCCCAGCGCACCGUCAGCGUUACCGCGGUGGCGUUGCCACCUCCCGGUUGCGAGAGUCCCAGUUGCGCCGCGGCUAACGGGGUGUGCGCCCGAGAGCCCCACGGAGGGGCGCACUGCGUGUGCAAACCCGGCCACGUUGGUUCACCGCCCAACUGUACCCUCAACCACUGCUCCGGUGGACCGUGCGCCAACGGGGCCACUUGCGUCAAUCAUCGGGACAAGUACGAGUGCCUCUGCCAGCCAGAGUGGAAAGGUAAGAACUGCCAAGUGAACGUGGACGAGUGUCAAUCCCAGCCGUGUCAGAACGGCGGUACCUGCGUCGACCGUCCGAACGGCUACAGCUGCAACUGCACCCGCGAGUACAUGGGCGACAACUGCGAGCGCGAGUACGACGCGUGUGCCCUGAAUCCUUGCACGAACAACGCGAGCUGCGUCCUCAGCUCCAAGUCGAAGCGCGAAUUUUUGUGCGAGUGCCCGGCCGGCUUCGAGGGCAAACUCUGCGACGUCGACGUCGACGAGUGCGCCGGGGUCGUGUGCGGUGACGAUCGCGUGUGCGUCGACGGGGUCAACAGCUACGAGUGCAGGUGCAGGGACGGCUACAAGGAGCCCAAUUGCACCCUCAUCAUUGACCCGUGCGCCGGCAAGCCCUGCGGCAACAACAGCACCUGCCACGAGGUAGCCGACGGGAGUUACCGGUGCGAGUGCGCCCCUGGACUUACCGGGGCCAAUUGCGACGAGGACAUUGACGAGUGCAAGAUAUCGGACAAGGCCAUUUGCGUGCACGGGAUCUGCGUGAACAACAAGGGCAGUUACAACUGCUUUUGCACGCCGGGCUACUCGGGUGACCUGUGCGACGCUAACAUAGACGAGUGCCUGAGCAGCCCGUGCAAGAACCAAGCGAGCUGCAUCGACAAGAUCAACGGCUUCGAGUGCGUGUGCCCGCCGGGUUACGCCGGCAAGGUGUGCGACCAGGACGUGGACGAGUGCGCGAGCUCGCCGUGCCGGAACGGGGCCACGUGCAGGGACGAGAUAGCCAAGUACACGUGCCUGUGCGCCCUCGGUUUCACGGGUUACGAUUGCGAGACCAACAUCGACGAUUGCGAGUCCCAGCCGUGCCAGAACCAGGGCAGGUGCAUCGACGGGGUCAACUCGUACGCCUGCGACUGCGCGGACACGGGCUUCGAGGGCGAGCACUGCGAGAACAACAUCGACGAUUGUCUCGCCCAGCCGUGCGUCAACGGGGCCGAGUGCGUCGACGAGAUCAAGGCUUACAAGUGCCGGUGUUACGAGGGCUACACCGGCAAAAACUGCCAGAUCGACGUCAACGAGUGCGAGAGCUCGCCCUGCCAGUUCAACGGCACCUGCCUCGAGAGAUCCAACGCCGCGCUCUACAAGGAGGACGUGAUGAACAAACCGGCGGUGUUCAUGCAGGAGUUUACCUACGCCAACUCGAGCGGUUACGAGUGCAUCUGCGUGGCCGGAGUGACGGGUAAGAACUGCGAGAUCAACAUAAACGAGUGCGAGAGCAAUCCGUGCCUCGAAGGGGUCUGCAUGGACAAGAUCGGUGGUUACACGUGCGAGUGCAACGAGGGCUUCGAGGGCGAGCACUGCCAGAUCGACAUUGACGAGUGCAAGAGGUACGAUCCCUGCGAGCACGGCGCGUGCUUCGACCGGCGGGCCGAUUAUUUGUGCAGCUGCGAGCCCCUCUACGGCGGCAAGAAUUGCUCGGUGCCGUUGAUCGGCUGUCAGGGCAACGCUUGCAUGAACAACGGCACCUGCCGGCCCUACCUCGUCGACGAGACCGAGCACAAGUUCAACUGCACCUGUCCGAACGGCUUCCACGGCGAGAUAUGCGAUCACGUAACGACGAUAUCGCUGAGCGGCAGUUCCCUCGUGACCGUGAACACAAGCCGCGAGGAGGGCUACGACAUCCAGUUUCGCUUCCGGACGACUCUGCCGGACGGUCUCCUGGCCAUCGGCACGGGUCCGACCUACUACAUCCUCAAGUUGAACGGCGGCAAGUUAAACUUGCACUCGAGUCUUCUGAACAAGUGGAACGGCGUGUACAUCGGGGCCGGGCUCAACGAUUCGAACUGGCACAAGGUCUUUGUGGCCAUAAACGCGACGCACCUCGUGCUCUCGGCCAACGAGGAACAGUCCAUCUACCCGAUCAACCUGACCGAGGGCGCUACGGCGAUGCACACCUCCUUCCCGACGACCUACAUCGGCAGCACCCUCAUCAACCUAAAGAAACUCCUGUCCGGCACGCCGUUCUUUGUGGGCUGCACCGAGGACGUGAUUAUUAACGGCGAGUGGAUCUACGCCGGGAGCAGCACGUCGCGUCACGUCGAGAUGCUGAACGUCGAGUCGGGCUGCCACCGCGAGGAACAGUGCUCGCCAAAUCCCUGCCAGAACAACGGCUACUGCACCGAUCUCUGGCGCGACUUCUCGUGCGAGUGCGAGCGCCCCUACCUCGGCUCCACCUGCCAGUACAACAUGACCGCCGCGACCUUUGGCUACGAGAACAUUACCAACGGCUACGUGAGCGUCAAGGUGGCCGACGCAGCCCGGCGGGCCGUUCGCUCGAUCGUCGACAUCUCCAUGUUCAUACGCACCCGCGAGGACCACGGUGACAUAUUCUACCUUGGCUCCGAGCCGAGUCCCUCGCUCCUGCCCUCCGACACGAUCAUAAAGGACCGUACCUUCAUAGCCGCCCAGCUCGAGGGUGGCGAGCUCCUCGUGCGCAUCCAAUUCAACGGCACCGAGGCCUACACCGUGGGCGGUGUCAAGCUCAACGACGGCAACAGCCACCUCAUCCAAGUGAUCCGAAACGUCACCCUCGUCCAGGUCAAGAUCAACGGUACGGAGUACUUUAGAAAGACCAUCAGCGCCAGCGGUCAGCUCAACGUCACGGUACUCUACCUCGGUGGGCUACCCCAGGCCACGACCAGGUACAACCGACAGGUGGACAGUAUUAGGCUGGCUGAGGCAGCGAGCGAGCAAAUCGUCAAGCCCCCGACGAACUUCAAGGGCGUGAUUCAGGACGUCCAGGUGUCGAACGGCGUCGACACUAUGGUCGUCGAGUUCUACCCGCUGAAGGAAAAGGGUAUUCCGACCCUCGUGCAAUUCGGCACCGUGACCUUUGACCCGGAGAAGGUGCUCGAGGGAGUCGUGUCGGACGACGUGUGCGCCUCGAGCCCGUGUUUCCACAACGGCACGUGCCACGUGACCUGGAACGAUUUUUGGUGUCAGUGUCCACGCGGCUACACGGGCAAGACCUGCCAGGAGAUGGAGUUCUGCCAGCUGCAGGACUGCCCGAGUGGCUCAAAGUGCCAGAACCUCGACGACGGCUACGAGUGCAUGGCCAACGCGACCUUCGACGGUCACAGCACGUCCUUCACCUACGUAUACACUAAUCACCCGGAGCUGGCAAACUACUCCUCCUCCUACUCCGACUCGGACAGUUUGAUCAAGAUAGCUUACCGAUCGAACACCGGUGGCACCCUCAUGCACAUCGCCCCGAGAUCGGGCAAGGCUCACUUCACCGUGUCCGUGUUCGAGGACAGGGUGACGGUCGCGUGGAAGCUCGACAACGUGAACACCGGCGUCCUCGCGUUCGGCAAACCCGAGCCCGACGGCAACUGGACGACGAUACUCAUUAAGCUCAACAACGACUCGAUCGAGUGCACGUACGACGACGCCAACGACGAUUUCGUGCCCCAGUCGAGCGUCAACUUUCAUUAUGCGGCCUGGUACGACCUACUGGUCACGGGAAGCGUGACGCUGGGCGGCCUCGGUGGCCCGAUCUCCGACAUACACAGUUAUCUGACCAUCGGCACCGAGCGGCACAUCGAGAGCAGGGACGGUGGUAUCUACGGGAACUCGGUCGACUUUGCCGAUCGCAAGCUCACCACCGCACCACCGCCCCACAGCAUCAUGUCCGGAGAAGCGUACAAGGGCUGCCUGGGCGAGGUGAGGAUCGGCAGCAUGUUGCUGCACUACUUCACUUACGAGGAGGUCUACCAGAACGCGAACUUCACGCCCCUGGAGUUCUUGGCCCUACAGCCGCAGGACGACGACGCGUCGAGCCUAAGCGACAGGAUAGGCUGUCGGCUGUGCUUCGAGAGCAGCUGCAAAAACGGGGGUCACUGUCUCGAUCGGUUCAAUAGUUACGUGUGCGAGUGCCCGGCCGGUUACGCCGAGGACGACUGCGCGAUCGACAUCGACGAGUGCCAGAAAAACAAGUGCGCCCACAAUUCCACUUGCGUCGACGGCGUCGCCAAUUACACCUGCAACUGUGAUUCCGCCUGGCAAGGAUGGCUGUGCAACAAGGACGUGGACGAGUGCGCGACGAUCGGGCCCUGCCAGCACGACGGCGUCUGCAUAAACCUCGAGGGCUCGUUCCGCUGCAACUGCUCGGACAAGUACACUGGCGAGCUCUGCGACAACUUCAGGCAGAUCACCUGCGCCGAUCAACCUUGUCGGAACGGCUCGACUUGCGCUGACGUCGUCAACCUCAGGACGGCCGACAAUUUCACGUGCGCGUGCAUGCCCGGCUACGAGGACACGCUGUGCGAUAAGCCCUACUGCGAGGUCAGAAAGUGCCAGAACUCCGGUGACUGCUUGUACCACGACAAUCAGACGCCGUACUGUUCGUGCCCGGCUGGUUACACGGGCAAGUACUGCGAGACGAACAUCGACGAUUGCGCGCCGGACGCCGAGGGCAAACUGCCCUGCAACAACAACGGCCGCUGUCACGACGGUGUCAACAGUUUCACCUGCGACUGCGUCGGCACCGGCUACACCGGACCAACCUGCGACGAGGACAUCAACGAGUGCGACAACCAACACCUGAACGACUGCGGCUACGGCACGUGCAACAACACGGCCGGGAGUUAUCGUUGCUUCUGCGAUCCCGGCUACUGCGGACUCACCUGCACGAUGGUUGACCUCUGCCAAGAACAUUACUGUCAAAAUGGUGGCACUUGCCACUGCGGUAACGGAACGGGCGAGCUUUACUGGUGCGUCUGUCCGACCGGUUACAGCGGCCAGAACUGUACCGAGUCGCAGCGCUCGUUGGGAAGUCAAGUUGCCCACGUCAUGAAGUUUGUCGGUCCUGUGCUCGCGGUGUUGUUCAUCAUAGCAGCCGGCUCGCUGAUCGCGUUCUUCAUGAUGGCGCGCAAGAAACGAGCGACGAGAGGCACUUACAGUCCAUCGGCCCAAGAAUUUAGUAAUCCACGGGUUGAGAUGGACAACGUUAUGAAGCCACCCCCCGAGGAGAGGUUGAUCUAAGAGCGUCGGGAUAUCGUCACGAGUUUUCCGUUCGAAUGAUUCAUCCUAGUCCCUUUCGUCGACUUGUCGCGUACAAAUGUAUCAAGGGCCCGUAACUCGGGAUGAGUUUUUUCGGGUAAAAUCAUUGUACAGAUCGAAGUAGGACGCUCAAUAGGACGUUUUUCUUAUUAUUAGUUUAUAUUUUUGGUCGAUUAAGAGAAAUCCAGAGAUGUUUCUCGCUUAAGUACGAGCACGGUUUUGACACGUUAGAAAAAGUGCACCGAUAGUGCAUGGCGCCGAUCGAAUCCUUUAUAACGCGUAUAGUAGAUAGACACACAUACACACACUUGUCGAAAAAGAAAGUGUGAAUUAAAUGUAAUCUUAUCGUUAAAUUUAAAUAUUAUUUGCAGAACGAUUUUUCUAUGAUGUUCAUGUAUAAAACACAAAGGGUAUAAUAUUACAUGAGACUGACGUUUUUACUGGCAAAAGAGAUUUUAUGUUAAAAUUCUUCUGUAAAGUAAAAUUUUACAUUCCACUCGACUGUGACGUUGACACAAGUUUCUGCCUUCGUGCAGGGAUAAUUUUUUCAAGUGUACUUAAACUUGCUCACUGUCUGUGUAAGAGGCAUUGAUUGAAAAAAAAAAAAUAAUAAUAAUAAUACUAAUAAAGACCCGUCCACUUAGUGCCUAAAAAAUAUUUAAAUGUAAGCGAAAAGUACAUACUUAUAAUUAUUACCACAAUGUGUUUUUUAUCUGCAAAUAUCGAUAUCAUUUUCGACUUCAAUAGCGAGAUCUCAAGAAGUAAUUUGUUUGUCAAUCAAGAGGUUGAGGUAUAAUUAUGACAAUGUCUCAACAAAUCAUAUGCUAUUGCAUGCGAUUCUCUUGUGUAUCUAUGGACAAAAAGUUUACGAACUCAUUAUUUAAUGUGAUUCGUUAACAUGCGGUCCUAAUUGUUAAUUUUGUACAUAGUUUAGUAUGUAAGUUGUAUGUUAUUUCAGAGUAAAAAUUAUUAAUGCUUUUUAAAAAUUAAGAAUUUUUUAUGAGAGUAGAUAGUAUUUAUACGUAUUAUGUAACACUAAAUACAACACUCGAAUUUAAUUAUGUAUUAUAUAAUAUUUAUGUGUACCGACACAACCAAAGUACAGUCGCCGAGCAUAAAUGUUCGUCAAUAAACAAAAUAUAUUUGCGAAGAUCAUGCGUUAAUGAUAAAACGAGAUUUUUACUAUACUUAAUAAAAAAUGUGUCGAUGUUAGCGUGAAUUUUAGAUAAAUUUUUUCGACUUUUUAUUCAAACGAAUUUUAUGCGAUCUUUUUGCGGGAGCAGUUUCACCAUUAUCUUUUACGAUUUUUAGCAAGACUGAGAUUUUAGGGUGUAAUAACAACUCGUUGCUCAAUAAAUGAAAUUAAAUAUUUGUUCUUUUUAAUAGAUGCAUCAAUCGAUUUUGAGAUUUUUUAUGAAUAAGUUAUGCAAGUGUACAAGCGAAAAACAUAAAGAUUCAUUAUCAACAACUUA